Molecule: messenger RNA, 1225 nt
Organism: Chinchilla lanigera (long-tailed chinchilla)
Lineage: Eukaryota; Metazoa; Chordata; Mammalia; Rodentia; Chinchillidae
Exons: 4
Coding region: 205-765 (186 amino acids)
Source: RefSeq, a predicted model, not a curated record
AGCCCGCCCCCACCUCAGGCUCCUUUGGAUCAGGUUCACCUGCUGGGCACUGUGCUAGUCGGGGAGGUUGGUGCAUCUUUAAUGAAGUCACCCGAUACCCAGAACAAGCUUUUGGCUCCACCAAGUUCCUGAAGCCAGACCUACUGGUGCCCACCGAGCCACCGACUUCCGUGCCUGGGUACCAGGCCUCUCUCUCCUUCAACCAUGAACCAGGCCUUCUGGAAAACCUACAAGUCCAAAGUGCUACAGACCCUGAGCGGGGAAUCUGAGGAGGACCUGGCGGAGGAGAAGGAGAACCCAGCGUUAGCGGCAUCUGAGACGGCAGAAGCCACUGAAGAGGCCUCCAGUCCCAUGUCACAGCUGGCCCGCCGGGUCCAGGGCGUCGGGGUGAAAGGCUGGCUGACCAUGGCAUCUCUGUUUAACAAGGAAGACGAGGACAAGCUGCUGCCGCCCGAGCCCUGCGCUGACCACCCGCUGGCGGCGCGACCCCCCUCGCAGGCGGCGGCGGAGGCGGAGCCGCGCGGCCCCGGCUUCUGGGACGCGUUCGCCAGCAGGUGGCAGCAGCAGCAAGCGGCGGCGGCGUCCAUGCUGCGCGGCGCCGAGCCCGGCCGGGAGCCGGACCCGGAACCCGGGGACGAGGCCGCCGAAGAGGCCGGCGAGCACCCCGAGCCGAGGGAAGCGGACCCCGCGGCCGGCUUCAAGUGGGGCUUCCUCACCCACAAACUGGCCGAGAUGAGGGUGAAGGCCGCGCCCAAGGGCGACUAGCCAGCCGGCCGGCCGGACUGGAACCCGCCUCCCCCCAUAAAAAGUACCCCCAGCCCAGUGCCUCAUGUGACCGCGUGGUUUCAUCCUGGCAACAGCGAAAGCAGUUUGGGGGUAGGCGCCCCCGCGCAGUCUUUCUGGAAAGCCCCUUCCUCGUUCCCCUACGAACGUGCAGGGGGGCAAUGGCCGGAGACAGCCCGGGUGUCAGGUUGGGUGCCGCUGGUUUGAGGUACAACUUCCUAGAAAGCAGGGGUACCCAGAGGACCGGCUUCGAAGUCCCGUCCAGCCUUGCUUACGUUAGGUGGGCCUGCUGCCUACGUGGGCCGUGUACUGUGGACAGGUCACAGCCGAGCGGGAGAACUCAGCAUUAGCAGGUGCAGCAGAAUGUGACACAUCAGACACAAAAAUAGGGGUGCUGAUGGUAAGUCGGGAGGACUGGGAACUCGGGGAGGUUUCCUGAAGA